AUGGCAGCUCUUAAGUACCAUGAUGGACCUAAUAUUCCAUUUUAUAAAGCUGAUGGUUCCGUAAGGGACAUUGACGAUUUCAAACCAUGGGUGCAGAUCAGGACAUUAUUUGAAAGUGGUCAACUGAAUUCAGCUGAUACAAACACAGUAAAAGAAGCAUCAAAGAAACUAAUCAUUGGAGAGGACCUUGUUCGCAAGAGAGUUGAUCACCUAGAGUAUCUGAAGCUAAAAAAGACAAAGCGAGCAGUGCGCAAAGAAGAGCAGGAGAGAGGUGGACGAUCUGAAAACGUAUAAAGAUUAUGACUGGAUAAAUUUUUAUCGGACAAAUUCUGGACAAAUACAUAGGUAAUUUCAAACUGGAAAAAGUCUGAUUGGUGUUGGAAAAGUUCAACCUAGUUCAACGUCAUAUUGAGCGCACCCUGUUCGAGAAAGACCAUGCAGAACUAUUAACAACACCAGAUGCUGUUACUGAGGGAAUUAAGUAGCAGUGAGGAAAGUACUUCAUCUGUAAUGCAUUAAGAAAGAUUCUUCCAUAAUAAAACAGAAGGCCGCAAAAUAGCACUGAAAAAUGGCCGUUUUUGACAUUAUCCGGGCUUGCAAAUGUCCUGUUCAAUGUGGAAAAAUGGCCAUUAAUUACGAUAUGUUUUCCAACAAGAAGCUUAAAGCCGCCAUAUUUACUUUAGCUUAGCAGCCAAGCCUUUUAAUUCGCUUAUUUCCACUGAUUACAAAGUUAGCAUACUUUUUUACAAGCCAAAUAGCGCCAAAUAUUCAAAUUAAUAGCUUGUUUUUCUCGUCUUCUCGAAGAAAAUGUCUGAUAUUUUGCUGGAUUUCGAAAGGAAUUCCCUGGAAUUUCAAUUGAAAGUGACAGAAUCUCCUCUCUGUUAUGUUAGACAGCAGUGCGUUGCAGCUUCUCAAAUAGCUCUGGCAAUAUACAUCCGGUAUCCAAAUUUACUGAAAUGGCAUACCCUUGUUGGAAUGAAAGACAACCAGUGGCGAAGCCAGCCAAAAAUUGUUGGUCAUGCUUCGAGCGGCGAAUGCGCAAGGCUUUCUAGGGUGGUCUGGGGGGGCGGCAUGCCCCUCGGAAAAUUUUCAAAAUUAGAACCCCGAAAAUGCCAUUUCCUGCGAUUUGAGCAUUGAAUUCUAAGCUCGAUUGUUAUCUUGCUUUAUAGAGAAAACAAUCACUCAGACAAUUGUAUGCUUAGCAGACAAAGAUGAAAAUAAUGUUCCUUCUUCGCUCUUAAAACUUCAGCUUAAGAAUACUGGGCUGGGAGAAAAAAGAGUUGCAUUUCCUGUAUCUGCUAAAUCAGAUGGUGUGAGAAAAGUGUUACAUGAGUGA
Messenger RNA from Paramuricea clavata, 1336 nucleotides. The record is from the annotation of a GenBank genome assembly. NCBI's taxonomy places the organism in Eukaryota, Metazoa, Cnidaria, Anthozoa, Malacalcyonacea, Plexauridae.